AACAAAAAAGAUCAAGAGUUGAAAUUUCUUUGUCCCGGGCUAAAUACUGAACUUCGGGCAAAAGAGAUUUGGCCUGUCACAUUCGGUAAACGUAACGAUGUUCGCCAAAAAGGUUUGUUCGACAACUAUUUGAAAGCUUAUCCUGUCUCAACCGCAUUUAACGGAUUGAUGAUCUCAAUGGAGUUUCGAGCUAUGUAUCCUUAUGCACCUGAUUUUGAAAAGCAGCUUACAAGUCUUCGAGUGAAAGUGUUGGCUCGUUAUCACGAUUUAUUUAACAACAUAAAAGAUGAAUUCCUACGUGCCCUUUUCAUUAUUCGUCAAAAAUGUCCCAGUCCAGGUACUAAGCGAGCUCGUGAUGCUAAUCUGUCAAAAGUGAAUCUCUUGAAUGGAAUAAUAGAAUGGAUUACGCCUGAAGACGCGUUUCCUACGAAAAGCGAUUUUCCAGUAUUAUACGUGAAAGGAGAAAGUAAUGAGGAACAGUCAAGUGCAGCUCUUGUAUGGAAAGAAAAUAUCAUUCCGUUGGAACCGAAUAUGCAGCAUUGUUUCCGCAUUUUAUGUGAAUCAUUAUUAGUGUUUAACACUUUUUGUCAUCCGGUAAACAAACAGUUCUUCAUUUUUAUGUGUUAUGCUUUGCUCGGUGUCGGAAAUCUGACAACAACCGGUGAAAGAUUGAUGCAAAAUAUCCAGUAACCCUGACUUAUUUUAAUAUUUCUCUA
Wyeomyia smithii (pitcher-plant mosquito) is the source of this 716-nucleotide messenger RNA. RefSeq lists its product as uncharacterized. NCBI's taxonomy places the organism in Eukaryota, Metazoa, Arthropoda, Insecta, Diptera, Culicidae. The record is from RefSeq and is a predicted model, not a curated record. The transcript has 5 exons. Bases 169 to 690 code for a protein of 173 amino acids.